Messenger RNA from Leptopilina boulardi, 3818 nucleotides. RefSeq lists its product as uncharacterized. The transcript is spliced from 10 exons. Bases 215 to 3076 code for a protein of 953 amino acids. The record is from RefSeq and is a predicted model, not a curated record. NCBI's taxonomy places the organism in Eukaryota, Metazoa, Arthropoda, Insecta, Hymenoptera, Figitidae.
GAAGCUGCUAGAAAGGGAAAUCGAACUCUUCGACUUUAGUCACUUCAAGGCAAUCGAAAAGGAAUGUUCUUCGCGCUACUGUCACAGUGACAUCCUCCGCUUCUUUUCGCGCCACUUCUUUUUUUUACAUUAAUAUAUACUCAAAUCUUGCUCUCUCAAACGAGGGUAUCUAAAUUCAUGCACCAGAGGAUCAUGUUAUCUGAUUAAAAAUACAAUGGCGUGGAAAUUAAUUUCUUUAACUAUAACUCUUGCACUAGUUUCAGAAAGUGCCGCACAAAUUUACACAUCUGAAAAAUCAUCAGAAAGUGUAGAAUCAGAAAAGCCUUCAACAACAAUCAACAAUGAAUUAAUUACGCAGACAGUUUAUGGAUUUUUGGAUUUCACGACUACAAUUGGUAAUACGGUGAUGGUCUUUAGUCCACAAAGUGCCCCUGCAGAAGGUGACAAGGAGAAAACAAAUGCUCCAUCUGAAGUAACGCCGAUAACGACAAAACCAUCGGAACCACAAAAAAAGAAUCCUGAUAUUCAGCCGAGCAAAACACAUUCGAGCAAUUCACAAUCGGAGACGAAGAAAAAUUUGUCAAAAGGAACAAAAAUAAUUGUCAAUUCCAUUGUUGAGCCAAAAUCUGUUCAAAAAGCCGAAAUUUUGACUUCAAAAAGUGAAAAUGUAAAAACUCGAGUGGAAGUGGUAACCAAGAGUCCAGUGCUCUCAACGAUUGUUGAGGUUCGACCAAAAGACGACGUGCCCGGAGUAAAGAAUAACUUAGCUGAACCCGAGUACGAUUUCCUCUCGACUCAACCAGCGGAAGUUGUGGAUGAAACUUACAAGCUAAUAAAUUUGAGGCCAUCAUCAAAGGCACACGGUAAACCACGACCAUCACGACGAGAAAAAGAAAAUCCAACGGGUCUUGUGACAAAACUUGGCGGUACAAUUGUAAAAGAUGGAUUAACCACAGUUCAUGAAACCAGUGUAAUUGGUACCUACAUAAAUGGAAAAUACGCUCAAGUCCUUCAAAGUUCAUCACGUGUUCUUAAUGAUGAGGAAAUUUCCAUUCCCGAGGGUAGAAUAAAACCAAGUAAUUCACAAAGAAUUCUCAAGACAAUUGGUCCACAUCAAGGCAAGGGAAAAAUUCAUUUAGAAGCAACACCAACGGGUCCAGUUGAUGAUUCUGAAAUUCCUUUGGAGGGCCUCUUCAAUGGUCAAGGGUCAAGCGGUCGUCCUAAUCGCAAACAUUCCAACAAUUAUCAAACCAGACCCAAAUUUCGUAAUAAAAUCACCGACGACGUUGAGAGCAAUGAGUCACUACCUCAGGCACGUGCCCUUGGUAAAAAUCGACCAAGCACUGCUCGACCCAGCUACAAAAAUAGACCGCAAAUAACAACAACCACCGAACAGCCACCAACAAAACGACGUGCCGGUUUCAGGCCCAAUGGACAAUCAAGCAACGCUCCUAAAUUCCCGAAUAAAAUUUCCAAAUCCGAGCUGACUAGUUCAAAUCCACUUCCUAAAUUAAAACUCCCAAGAACUCAGGGUCGUUGGUCCUACAAGACAACACCAAAACCUCGUAUCACAAUUCGUAAGCAAGCCGAAGACGACAGUAAACCAUUGCCAACGUUACCAGUUUCAUCAUUAAAUUCACCACUUCAAGAAAUUACAUCAGUUCCCCAAAUUACAACAAUCAAUGACGAACCAAUUAUUCAACGAAAAAUUCAAGAAGGUGCUUUUGACGAUGAACUCGAUGAAAGUGAAAGCGAAGAUGUCAGUAGUAUCAGCGUUCAAGAAUUUUCAGCCACUGAACAAAUAAUUCCUGCCGAAACACUUAACGUCGAAAUCUCAACACCCGCCGAAUUUAAUGACAUUUAUUUCGAAAUUGCAACAAUUAAAUCGCCUUAUUCUUUUCAGGUUGGUAGCGUUCGUAAUACACGUUUUAUCACCGUGACAUCAACGAUAAAGAAAACAUUUGCAACUGCCGAUCCAAGUACAACAAUAUCGCCCACCGAACCAUUGACGGAGAAUAUUUUAGCUAAUACUGGCGCCGCUUAUGAGACAACAUUACCCCUUGACUCAUCAAUUGCAACACUACCGGCAAUAUCACUUGAACCUGGACAAGCAACGCCUCCAUUGGAGACAAUUACCGAGACGUUUUCAACAACACAAACUUUAUUGAAAACACAUCUUUUACCUGUUGUUGCCAAUGGAAAUACGACAAAAAUAACUUUAGUUCAAACCUAUAAUAUUGCACGUGUUGUAACGGCCACUAAAACAUUACCACCAAUGGAUAUUUAUCAAUUUAUUCCAAGUAAAACACUCAAUGAAUUUAAUUCCAAACUCGAUGAGGCAGGAAGUGAACUUCAUUUGGAAUUAGAUUUUGGUGAUGAUGAACGUGAUGAUGACGAUAUACCCAAAAGAAUUUUGGCGCCAAGCACCGAUUUGGAUUCGGAUCUGGAUAUUUUCAACAUGAAAGCAGCUGCUGCAUCAAAAGCAGCAAAAGAACCAUCGGCAGUAACUUCAUCGCCUGUUCCUGAAUCGCAAUUUACUCCUGAUCAAGCACAACAAUUGGCACUUUUAAAAUUGUUUGGUCAAGCACAACCGCAAGUUAUUACAACUUCACGGCCAUAUGUCGUUCUGGAAACAAUCUACGAAUCGCAUGUAAUUCCAUUGGUGAAUAAUGGAAAUACAAUUUUCUCCACACUAUCAAAACCAGUUGGUACAAUACCGCGAACGUCCUAUGAAUUUGGAACAACAACAAUUUCUCCAAUUCUUUCGCCGCCAGUUCCUCAAAUUCCACAAAUUCCUCAAGUACCACAGGUUCCUAUUUUCCAGCAGCAGCAGCAACAAUUCACUGUCACUAGUGCUCCAGUUGUGACACAAACCGUUGCCACUGUUUCCGAUUCAAGAGUUUUGAAACUUACAUUCGGUGCAAGAACAGCGUACACGACACUCUAUUCCACAAAAGUUGUACCAACUGAAGUGACAAAAUAUGUCACGUCCACAGUUGCCCUUCAACCAACAGUACCAGCUUUUCCCGGAUAUUAUCCACCUGUUGGUUAUCCUGGUUUUCCGUUCGUUGGAUAAACGAACGAUCUUAGGGUAAGAUUGUUUUUUUUUUUUUUUUUUUUUUGACAACUGGGUUUUGUGUUUUUGCAACAGUAAAGGGAAAUUCGUAUAGAAUAUUUGUGAGUAUUUUCAGUCUGAUUUACUAUAAAAAAAAUUCCGAUGGAGAUAUCAAGAAGAAUUAUUUAAAAAAUUUUGUUUGAUUUCGGAGAUUUUUAAUUAGGCCUAGAAUGUUUGCAGACUAUUUGGAUUAUUUCUUAAGUCUAUUCAUGACACUAAUUUUUCUAAUUUAUUGUCAUCGAUACACAGGGUGAUUUUUAUAUUCCGUGCCCCCUAAAAAUUUUGUUUUAAUGUAAUUUUUUUCGUUUUUUAAACAAAAAAAAAGUGGAGUUAUUAUUAAAAAAUUUGUAAGGGGUCCAGAACAUAAAAAUCACUAUUAACAAUUCUUUAAAUCAAUGCCAUUAAACUAUUAAUUUCAAUGCAAAAGUGAAUUAAACAAAUAGAAAUUUUUUUAAACACUUUUUCAAAUUUUCCAAAACAAAAAAAAAUGUUUUUUAAUUGCUUAAUAAUGCAUAUAUACAAUUAAUUUCUAGGAAAUAAUAAUUAAUCUCUAAGAAAUAGUAAAUAAUUUCUUACAAUAAAUAGUAACAAAAAAUUUUUUUACUUUUAAACAAUUGUUAUAAACAAAUUAUACAAACAAUUAAAGUUCACAAUGAAUUCUAGUUAAAAAAAUUAAAAAUUCCGAAAAAGCUCUGUUUAUUAA